Molecule: messenger RNA, 3990 nt
Organism: Cajanus cajan (pigeon pea)
Lineage: Eukaryota; Viridiplantae; Streptophyta; Magnoliopsida; Fabales; Fabaceae
Biological process (GO): protein phosphorylation
Molecular function (GO): ATP binding; protein kinase activity; protein binding
Source: RefSeq, a predicted model, not a curated record
ACCAAUUCUUAUGCCUCCCACAGAAAGAAUCCACGUAUGGAUGCCAAAAAUCAUUGACUUGAUUCUCACCAAAUUAAUAAGAUUGAUAAUGAGGUACUCUACUCUGCUAUUUGGGAAGUACUAGUUCUUAGAUUAAUCCAAUUAACCUAGGAACAUGGUGAAGCUACUUUGGUCAUGCUUCUGGGUUAUCACAUUUUCAUUCCACUGCUUAACAUUAGCUCUCAGUGGAACUAACUUGACCACAGAUAAGUAUGCACUUCUUGCUCUCAAAUCCUCCAUCACUAGGGACCCUUACUUUUCCCUCACUCAUAAUUGGUCUGCCUCAUCAUCUUUAUGCAACUGGGUUGGUGUCACUUGUGAUGCUUACCACGGGAGGGUUAGGACCUUGAGUCUUGGUGACAUGGCUCUUAGUGGCACCAUACCCCCUCACUUGGGCAACCUCACCUUCCUUAAUAAACUCGACCUCGGUGGAAACAAAUUCCAUGGUCACUUGCCAGAGGAACUAGUUCGCAUGCGUAGGUUGAAGUUACUAAACUUGAGCAACAAUGAAUUUAGUGGAAAUGUUUCCGCAUGGAUUGGAGGUUUAUCUGCACUCAGAUACAUGAACCUUAGAAAUAAUAAGUUUGGUGGUUUUGUUCCUAAAUCUAUUUCCAAUCUCACAAUGCUAGAGAUCAUGGCUUGGGACGAUAAUUUCAUUGAAGGAAGCAUUCCAGCUGAAGUUGGUAAAAUGACCCACUUGAGGAUUUUGUCAAUGGGUUCAAACUGUCUUUCGGGGACUAUUCCUAAAACUAUUUCUAACCUAUCUUCCCUCGAAGGAAUCAGUUUAUCUUAUAACUCUCUUUCAGGAGGCAUUCCAAGAGAGAUGGGUGAGCUUCCAGAAUUAGGAACAAUGUAUCUGGGAAAUAAUCCACUUUCUGGUUCCGUACCAUCAACAAUCUUCAAUAACUCAGUGCUACAAGACAUUGAACUUGGCUCCAGCAAUUUAUCUGCCUCUCUUCCAUCAAACUUGUGUCAUGGACUUCCAAAAAUUCAAAUACUUUAUCUAGGUUUCAACCAGUUUUCCGGUAAAUUGCCAUCUGUUUGGAACCAGUGCAAAGUUUUGACAGAUGUAGAUUUGUCACAAAACAGGUUCACCAGAGGAAGCAUACCAGAUGACAUUGGAAACUUACCUAUGAUAAACUCCAUUUAUCUUGAUGAAGACAACUUGGAAGGAGAAAUCCCAUUAUCUAUCUUUAACAUAUCUUCCAUGAGAGUACUCAGCCUGGAAAAUAACAAGUUGAAGGGUAGCCUAACAGAAGAGAUGUUUCAUCAACUUCCAUUCCUACAAAUGUUGGCAUUGUCAAAUAAUCAAUUUGUGGGAAGCAUUCCAAGAUCUAUUAGCAAUUGUACCAUGCUUCAAGAGUUAUACUUGGUUGACAACUCCUUCACAGGCUCUAUACCCGAGGAGGUUGGUGAUCUUCCUAUGCUUGCGAAUUUAACUUUGGGAAGCAACCAUUUAAAUGGAUCUAUUCCCUCAAAUAUCCUUAACAUGUCAUCAUUAACUUACUUGCAUUUGGGAAGUAAUUCCCUCUCAGGAUCUCUUCCAGCACACAUUGGCCUAGAAAACUUGGAAGAACUGUAUUUGUACGAAAACCAACUUGGUGGAAAUAUUCCAAGAAGCUUAUCCAAUGCUUCUAAGCUUAACUACGUGGAUUUGAAGCUGAAUAAGUUCAAUGGAGUCAUACCCAGUUCUUUUGGGAAUUUGAGAUACCUUCAGGAGUUGGAUGUGUCGUACAAUAAUUUAACCACCGAUGCUUCCACUAUAGAAUUAAGCUUCCUUAGUUCUUUGAAUGUUCUUCAAAUAUCAGGGAAUCCAAUGCAUGGAAACCUUCCCAAAUCAAUUGGAAACAUGUCCAAUUUGGAGCAGUUCAUGGCUGAUGUUUGCCAAAUUGAUGGCCAAAUUCCAUCGGAAAUUGGAAAUUUAAGCAAUUUGUUUAUAGUAAGUUUGUACCACAAUGACUUGAGUGGAACAAUUCCAACAACAAUUAGUGGUUUGCAGUCUCUUCAAUAUUUGAGUCUUGGAAACAACCAACUACAAGGAAGCAUCAUUGAUGAACUUUGUGCAAUCCAGCGGCUGAGUGAGUUGUAUAUAACUGAAAAUAAGCAAAUUUCUGGAGUGAUCCCAACAUGCUUUGGUAACCUUACUUCUCUAAGAAAGCUCUACUUGAACUCAAACAAACUGAACAAAGUGCCCUCUUCUUUUUGGAGUCUCAGAGACAUUUUGGAACUCAACUUAUCUGACAAUGCUUUAACUGGAUUUCUUCCACUUGAUGUUGGGAAUUUAAAGGCUGUUAUACUGUUAGAUCUGUCUAGGAAUCAGAUUUCAGGAAGCAUUCCAAGGGCCAUCAUAGGGUUGCAAAAUUUGCAAACUCUCAACUUAGCACAUAAUAAAUUGGAGGGGAAUAUUCCUGAUUCAGUUGGUAGUUUGAUAAGUUUGACAUCCUUGGACUUAUCAAAAAACUAUUUGGUUGGCAUGAUUCCAAAAUCCCUGGAGUCACUUCGUGAUCUCAAUUUUAUCAAUGUUUCAUAUAACAGGUUAGAAGGUGAGAUUCCAAACUCUGGACCUUUUGAAAAUUUCACAGCUCAGUCUUUCAAAUACAAUAAAGCACUUUGUGGAAAUGCAAGAUUACAAGUCCCUCCAUGCAGUGAAAUGAAGAGAAAAAAGUCAAAUGCGCAUAUGUUUUUCCUGAAAUUCCUAUUGCCUGUGAUGUUGGCGACCAUUUUGGUUGCUUUAUGUGUAUUUCUUCUGAAAAGGCGUCAAAGAAAGAAUCAAGUUGAUGAUCCUGCUGAAAUAAGUUCAUAGAACUUACUAGCAACAAGAAUUAUUUCCUACAAUGAACUUUCACUGGCAACCAAUGGAUUUGAUGAGAGUAAUUUGCUUGGUAAGGGAAGUUUUGGCUCUGUCUUCAAAGGUAUACUUCCAAAUGGGAUGGUUGUUGCAGUCAAAUUAUUUAAUUUGGACCUUGAAUUAGGAUCAAGGAGCUUUAGUGUAGAAUGUGAAGUAAUGCGCAAUCUGCGUCACCGAAAUCUUACUAAGAUCAUUGGUAGUUGUUCAAAUGCUGAUUACAAGCUUUUAGUAAUGGACUUCAUGUCCAAUGGGAACCUUGAAAAAUGGUUGUAUUCUCAUAACUAUUGUUUAGACUUCUUGCAAAGGCUAAAUAUAAUGAUAGAUAUGGCUUCUGCAUUGGAUUACAUGCAUCAUGGUGCUUCGCCAACUGUGGUUCAUUGCGAUGUAAAACCUAGUAAUGUCUUAUUGGAUGAAAACAUGGUUGCUCAUCUCAGUGACUUUGGCAUUGCCAAACUUCUUGAUGAAGGACAAUCCCAAGAAUAUACUAAGACCAUGGCAACAUUUGGCUACAUUGCACCAGAGUUUGGAUCCAAGGGGACUAUUUCUCCAAAAGGAGAUGUAUACAGUUUUGGGAUUAUGUUGAUGGAAACAUUCUCAAGAAAGAAGCCAACAGAUGAGUUGUUUGUUGCAGGAUUGAGCUUGAAAAGUUGGAUUAGUGAAUCAUUACCCCAUGCCAUUACUCGAACUGUGGAUUCCAAUUUGUUACAGGAUGAAGAACAUCGUGCUGAUGACAUAAUAUCAUCUAUUUCAUCUAUUUAUAGAAUAGCCCUGAAUUGCUGUGCAGAUUUGCCUGAAGAUCGAAUGAAUAUGACUGAUGUUGCUGCAUCGUUAAGCAAAAUCAAAGUCAUGUUUCCGGAAAAGUACAGGCCAACACAAGCAAAUACGAUCUAAGUUUGUGCAGACAUCAAAUAAAUUAAUGAUCAACCCUGUUAAAAAAAUAAUAUAGUUUCUGAAUUGCUAAGAAAAUCCUACUUGACAUAAAAAGAAUGCUCUAGAUUUAGAUAAUUAUAGUUUGUGAAGACCUGGUCAAUAUAUCAUCUGUGUUGUAUGUAUAGGACUGCCACUUAAGUUGGGCCUUUGUAUAAGAUUAAUGUUUUAGUUUU